UACAACGAGAUGAAGUUACCAUGCUCCAUCAAUUAUUAUGCACAGCACACCUACUCACUGACGCUGGAGUUUUUGGCCUAUGAUUUUCCGCCAAUUUUUGUUUUACUUAGCUAUAUAGUGAUAUUCGCUAAGAUUUUCCAGCGUUCACUUCGUUCCCUGAGGAAGCGAGUUUUACCUGUUGGAGGAAUGACAAUCACCUUCACUCUUGCAACGCAACAUAAUUCAUCAACGGCCGGAAGUAAUGACAUCGUGCCGCUUCCUGUGAAUGCGAAUAGCCUCAAGAAGCCGGCACUCCCUGUCAACACAUCCUCUACACAGACUACCGAAAGCAAAAUGUACAAACUUUUUGCCCUACUGGCGCUCUGCGUUCUGAUUUGCUUUAUCCCGGCAAUGAUCUACUAUCUAGCGGUAGAUUUUAAUGAUUACUGGAACGAUACCCUGUUCGCUGUCGUCACCUGCCUUCAGUACGGGAGUUGUGCCCUUAAUCCGCUAAUCUAUCAUUCCAGCUUACCGGGAAUUCAAAGAGCCAUUAAGAAUAUCUUCGUUAAAAAAAGCCCCAACUAAUUAAGAAGUUGCAGAAUGGAGCCACAUGGGGCCC
This is a messenger RNA of Paramacrobiotus metropolitanus, 598 nucleotides long. RefSeq lists its product as uncharacterized. Gene Ontology annotation, biological process: G protein-coupled receptor signaling pathway. Gene Ontology annotation, cellular component: membrane. The record is from RefSeq and is a predicted model, not a curated record. Gene Ontology annotation, molecular function: G protein-coupled receptor activity. Lineage: Eukaryota; Metazoa; Tardigrada; Eutardigrada; Parachela; Macrobiotidae. The transcript is spliced from 2 exons. Bases 10 to 564 code for a protein of 184 amino acids.